CUUUGACUCAGCAGGAGCUCCACAGCAGCACUCUGCCCUGUCCAGCUCUUCAUAUUGAAACUCACUUUCCCACCAACAGUAUCAAGGGUCAUUUCUUCUGGAGAGUGAUAACCCGAUAACCAGAGAAUAAAGCACAGAAAACAAGUGCUUCCUUUCACCUAAAGGAGAAAAAGAAAAGAAACGAGGGAAGUCAGCGAUCGGAGGCUAGCCCAGGGCAACAGGAAUGGAUGUGGGUAUUCUGGAGAUCCCUGCUGAGCUGUCAGCCCUGCUGCGUGCUGCACAGGGUCGACAGCAUGGCACAGAGAGCCGUGUCAGUGAGGUGGCUCCUCCUCAGGUGAAAGCUGAGCUCAGCCUUUCCCUGCCCCCUGACAUCAACAGCCACCCCUUCUCCAAAUAUACCAGCACACACCUCCAGGAUGGAUGGGCACAAUCCCAGGACAGCCCCCUGCAGAGACCGCUCACCCCGCUGGGCAGAGAAGACUCGCGGUCUGCCCUGGAAAUCUACAAACUGAUCCUGCGCUUCGUGGGAGACGAGGAUCUCCACGGCUGGGAGGAGGUGGUCCUGGGGAACUACAUUGCCCAGCGGGGUCUGGCCAGCCCUCAGCUACGCAACGAGAUCCUCAGCCAGCUGGCCCACCAGACCUGGGGCAACCUCGGGGAUGAGAGGGGGCAGAAGGCCUGGCUGCUACUGGCAUCCUGCCUGGGCUGCUUCAUGCCAUCAGCUGGCCUGGACAAACCUCUACUCAAGUACGUGUCAGACCACGGGCUUGGGGAGUACAGUUCAGUCUGCCAGCACAAGAUUCUGACCGGUCUGCAGCAUGGCCCAGAGGCUGCUCGAGUCUACCCAGCAACACAGCUGGAGUGGACAGCCAAUCAGAGAAAAGGAAAGAUGGUGCUGGAGGUUCACAACUACAAUGGUGAGGAUGAUGAAGAGAAACUCACAGCCGAAGUCAGCUCCUGGACGACAGGAGAGCAGUUUGCAGGCUGGGUCCUUAAUUUCAGUCCCCUCAGGGGGCUGGCGGAGAUGCAGAAAGGCUGGUCAGUGUCUAUGUUCACUGGGGAGGACUGGAAGGACCUGGCUGGCUGUGACUUUGUGAUGGACCUCAUUGGGGAGACUGAAGCCGACAGUCGCCAGUACCCAACCUCUCACUCAGACUAUAUCUUCAACCCUGUGACGAACGGGCAUCCGGACAGUGGCAUGCUGUUCUCAGACGACCUGGAGGACAGUAUCCCUGCCGCCCCUGAUAUCCAGGCUCCCCUCCGCCCUCCUGUCCUGAACUCUGCAGACACAGCUCACUGGGAUUCACAAACCUACUCCUCUGUGUAUCAAGGCUCCGCCCCACAGCGACGCCCCCAGACUGGACUCGACUCCUAUGUGGAUGACCUUUUCGACCCUGUGCUGGGCCACGGAGCGGACGAGAUGGGGAGAGCUAGCAUGCUGAGCAGGAGAAUGAAGGGCGGGGGUGGAAUAGGCCCCAAUCAACCAGGGAUGUUUCCAUUCACAGGCGCUCCGAUGAUGCAAGGCUAUCCUAGGGGUAUGCAGGCAGGGUCCCAGAUGCCCAGCUAUCCCACGAUGCCAAUGAUGGGUGGAUUCAUGCCAGGCAUGCCCAGCAUGUCCAUGAUGCAGCCCAUGCCAUCCAUGAUGAUGGCCGCGGCUCCUGCUCCCUCUCUCCCCGUCCCCGACUCCCAGCAGCUGGCAGCACAGCAGCAGGCCUUCAUCAACCAGCAGGCCCUUAUCAUGGCCCAGCAGAUGACUCUCCAGGCCAUGUCACUUUCUCAGCAGCAGCAGCUGAAGCAGCAACAGGUUCCCAGUCUGAGACCCACCCCUCCAGAUACCCCCAAACUCAAAGCACAAACCAGCCAGCAAUCCUCCCUUCAAAGAACUCCAGAACCUGAACCGGAACUCGAGGCGAGAGCCAUCGUGCACAGAGCCCCAGAACCGAAGACGAGAGCCAUUGUGCACAGAGCCCCAGAACCGGAGGCAAGACCCAUCGUGCACGGAGCCCCAGAACCAAAGGCGAGAGCCAUCGUGCACAGAGCCCCAGAACCUGAGGAGAGACCCAUCGUGCACAGAGCCCCAGAGCCCUGGGUGUCCGUCGAAGAGGAAAAUCAGGAUCCUGAGCAACUGGAGACAUUCAGGAAAAAGAUUGAGUUCUUCCAAAAAAUUGGGACCCAGGAGAGCCAUGUGAAGAAGGUGACCCUCCCCAAAAAGAUCCAGCUGCCCAAGCCAGCCCCUCCUAGCAGGGAGGAGAGGGAGCCCACAGUAAAUGAGAAAGCCAGGAAGCCCCCAGAGGAAGAGAGGGCUAAAAGCCCAGCCACAGUGCCCAAUGGUGCCACCCUGGCAGCUGGACAACACGUCAGGGACCAGUCUGAGGAGCAAGGAGAUAACGGGUGGGAGCAGUGCCCAGAAGUACCUAUUCCCCCCAGCGCUGAGUCCAAACCUGAGCCCAGUCGCGACAUUCGAAAUAUCAUCAAACAGUACCAGAGCCGACCCGCCCCAGACCCGAAACCCUUUGACCCUGUCAGGGUUCCUGCCAAGUCGUUUGUGAAGAAGAACGACCCCAAGGAAGAGGCCCUGGCCAUUCUGAGAAUGAAGAGCCAAGCUCCACCCCCUGAGCCUCCUCCCAAGAAGACCCCUUCCCCUCCUCUACAAAAGAAGGUACAAGCCCUGCCUAAACAAGAGGUGGCUCCACCCCCUCCUCUUCCUCCCCCUGUCUCCAACCCUUCCACCGGGGGGCCACGCUCUAUCUCCAGCAUCAUGAAACAGAAGCAGCAAUCAUUGGCUGAUCUCUUCAGCCCUCCCCCUACCACAGCAACACCACCUCCUCUUCUGAUGACCCCACCCCCUCCACAGACUCCGCCCCCAGCCCCAUCAAUAACAACUGCACCCAGUGCUGUGCCAAAGAUGGCUGCUGAUGACAAUAUAAAGACUCAGCUCCACAAGUUCUCGGCCAGCGUCUACUUCUCCUACGUUGACAUGCGUUCAAAACUGUUCCUUCGCAAAGAGGUGUUCUACCCGAGGGAGAAGUUUAACCAGCCCUACAUUCUGAACCACCUGUGUGAGCAGAUCAUGAGGGACACUUACUCUGACUCCUGUAUCCGCAUCACUCGAGAGGAACGCCGCAAGAUGAGGGACCUGCUGGCUGAUUUCCAUGUGGGGACCAGCAUCAGCUCUGUGCUGGACAACAACAUGAAGAAGAGAAUCGUGUUGGCGGCCAGGGACAACUGGGCUAACUACUUCUCGCGUCUCUUUCCUGUCUCUGGAGGCAAUGGAUGUGACAGCCAGAUUUUGGGGGUGUCCCAUCGUGGGAUCCGGCUUUUGAAGGUAGUGAAGGCGUCCGGCAUCAACCCCAAACACCUGAAGAUCCUGCGUAGCUACAGCUACGCAGAGCUGCUCUCAGUGAAGCAAGAGAAGCACAUCCUGGAGUUCACCCUGAAGAGCGACCAGCUACUACUGUACUCCACCCGAGCCCAACAAAUCAAGAGAAUGAUCAACCUGUUCCUGGAAGAGCUCCGCAAGGAGUCCAAUCACGUGAUCGCCCUGAGGAGCUUCGUCACCGAUGACAAGAGCCUGCUGACAUUCCGCAAGGGUGACAUCAUCAAGCUGCUGCACAUGCAGGGGAUGCACCCAGGCUGGCUGUUUGGGUCAAUCGGUGGGCGGUCAGGCCUGUUUCCAGCUGAAUACACCCAGCCCACAGCACCCCCAGAUUACUACAGCGCUCAUCUAGACCGCAGAGAGGAGCGCAGGAAGAGUAUGUGGACAGCACCUCCUAAAAAAGAAAGUCCAGUGGGCAGCGAGGUCUCGGGGCACACUGAGCCGUCUCUGCUGGGGUCAGGCGAGGUUAGCCAGUACGUCAUGACAGAGUUCGCCAUGAAGUACUUCAGAGAGGCUGCUACCAAGCUCGGGUGGAAGGAUAUGACUGCAGAAGGACGAAGCUCAGUGGAGAUGGUCCAGCACACCAAGGUCCCAAUUCAGGAAUCCCUCAUCUUCUACUCCGACAGUGAACUCAGUGACCUUGCUGCUCAAAACUUCAUGAAUGUGAUGCGAUUCAUGGGUGACCAGCCUGCGAUCAAACACAAGAGUGAGGGUGACUACAUUGUCAGCAUUCUCCAGCUGGGCAAGGAGAAAGAAGACCUGAGAGAUGAGAUUUACUGCCAGGUGAUCAAACAAGUCACACUCAACCCUCAGCAGGAGAGCUGCGUGCGUGGCUGGAGGAUCCUGACCCUCAUCGCAGGCUUCUUUCAUUGUUCAAACACCCUGCUGCCGUACGUGACCCGCUUCCUCCAGGACAUCCUACGUGACCAAGGCAACAGUUUCCAAGAAACGGCCCACUUGUGUGAAGAAAACCUGCGACGCUCGCUCAUCCAUGGGGGCCGGCGACACAUCCCGUCCAAGCAGGAAAUGGAAGCCAUCUUGCACGGAAAAUCUUCCAAGAGGAUUACUAUAUACCUGCCUGGGAAGGUGGAACACUAUGGCAAGAUCAGUAUCUUCACUGUGGCGCUGGAGCUAGUCAGUGACCUGUGUGCAGAGAUGGGAGUGCUGCAGCCUCAGGAGAUCAAGGAGUUUGCUGUCUACGCCAACCGCAACCAGGGUCAGGUGGUGCGGCCCAUCAGACCGGACGAGUACAUCUUUGACUUUCUAUUGGACGACAACACAGUCACCCUGUGGCUUAAGCGUGUGACGUGGAAAGCACCGCUGCACUUCGAGAAUGACUUCUACAUCAAUGUCCACUACAGACAGAUCCUGUCUGAUUACCUGGAAGGAAAGCUCCUGCUGCCCAGUGACAGUGCCCAGUUUGACCAGCAGGUGGCAGUGUUGGCAGCCCUGCAGCACUGUGCCAAUGGACCAGGUCCAGAGCCCACACUUCAGGAGUUGAAGAGGUAUCUCCCAAAGAGCUCCGUCAGCAGUGUCAAUGCUCAGAUCAUCCUGGGCUCCACACUCAUGCGGCUGGGCACCAUGCAAGACCUCAGCCCUGCUGAAGCCAUGAUCCACUUCCUCACGACGGUGAGCUCGUUCCCACUGUUCGGCAGUAACGUGUUCCCGGUGCAGAAGGUGAGUGACCGGCGGAUCCCGUCUCCCUGCAUCGUCGCCAUCGACCAGGAACAAGUCUUCAUCGGGGACAGCCACUCCCAGGAGCUGCUGUCCAUCCCUCUCAUGACAGUCCAGUCACUGAGGUCCCUGCAGCCAAAGAAGGGGGAGAAGCUCCCAGGGGUGGAGGUGACCUACGGCCCCACCACUGCCCCCAAAACCAUCACUUUCCACCUCAAACAGGCGAAGGAGAUGUGCCACGUGAUUGUGGUGAUCUUGGAGGAGUUAACUUACAUGCCCAGCAGCGUCUCUACAACCAGUACAGUCAGACCUCCUCCGUCCACUUUGGGCCCCAGAGAGUCUAGGGACUCUGUUGUAGGCAAGUCCAAGAUGAUGAGGCCCCCUGCCGCCAGAGAACCCAACAUUCCUCCCCCGUCCACUGUGGGCUCCAGAGAGCCCAGCAUGCCUCCCCCAUCCACUGUGGGCUCCAGAGAGUCCUGGGACUCUGUUGUGGGCAAGCGCAAGAUGAUGAAGCCCCCUGCCGCCAGAGAGCCCAAUAUUCCUCCCCUGUCCACUGUGGGCCCCAGAGAGUCCAAGGACUCUGUAGUGAGCACUACAAAGAGCAAGCCCAAGAUGAAGACAGCCCCUGCUGCCCCCAAACAUGCUGUCAAGAAGCCUAAUAAAACCCACAGCACGCACAUCUUGCCUGAUCCUGACGAAGCCGCCAUGUACUCCAUGUACUGAAAAGAACGUUUUUAGAUUCUAUUUUUUACACACAAACCCCCCCCCCCCCCCCGCCCCGCAGAUUGUAUCCAACACUUUAAACCUCAACCAUAAACUAUAGAAAAACUAUAAGCCACCUAGUUUACUGUAUAGACAAGUUUUAGAUUGAACUCAUGCCUAAUAUAUGAUUAUAAUUCAAAGUUUGCACAGGUUUUUAAGCAGUUCACGGUACAAACCUAUUUGGGUAAUUCCAAAACAAUUUUCCUUGCUCAUCUAUUUUUUUCCAACAGCAUUAUAAACAGAGUUCAAGCUGUGGCAAAAAAACUGAGGGACAGUUCAGUUGCUAUGUGAAGCUGAGGGAACACAAAGCCACUUUUUGUUCGGUGGCUUAAAACCUGGUUUCAGGAGACUGGGAGAUCUAGUUUGAGGCAACCCGAAGGAUCAAACCCCAUCUCCCCUGCUGUGCCAGGCAGUGACCUGAAACCAAGUUCCGAGCCACAAAGUGGCUUUGUGUUCCUUCAACUUAAGUGUUCUCAAAUUGACAAGGUUGUAUGUUAAACUAUAUUUUGUGAAUGUGUGGCACAUGCAGAUUCUGAAAUACACAGUGCUUUUAUCUGGCAGGUGAAUGUCUAUCUGUUUUUUAGAAUAAUAAUCAUAAUUUUCUUCAACAUCCAUGAUAAACACUGAACUUCUGUACCUUGCCUUUUAUUUGUAAAGAAUGUUGAAGUUUUGGAGAUCGCCGGUUUGAAGCUAUGCCACUGCCGACCGUGGAAGGGUUCCCAGGGGGCGGCGCACAAUUGGCAAAGCGUUGCCCGGGCGGGGUAGGGGUUAUGUCGGCUGGGGAGUCUUUGGCUCACUACACACUAGCAAGCCCUGUGGCUGGACGGGCGCCUGCGGGCCGGCCUGUAAGCAAUUUAGAACUGCGUGGUCCUCCGACGCUGUAAGUUCUGGAUAUGCCUGCACGCCGGGCUUGCAGAGUGAAAAAAAACAGAUGGCUGACGGCACUCGUUUCGGAUGAUGCUCAUCUCCCGAGUUAGUUUGGGGGUUGUAGCGGUGAGCGAGUUUGAAUAAUAAUUGGACAUUCCAAAUUGGGAGAAAAUUGGAAAAGGAAUAAAAAUAAUUGUUUAAAAAAAAAAAAAAAAAUUAAGCACUGAUCACAUAUUGCAUUAUUUUUACAAUUCAUAAUGUUAUUUAAACAAUCAUUUAUUUUAACAGGGUGGAUUAAGUAGAUGACACAUCUGUGUGUCCUGAUAAAUCAGGAUUUGGAAUCACAAAUGCAAGUUAUAGACAGAAGCAUCCACUUGAUGUAUAGUAUCUUUUGAAAAGUAUGUUUUAAAAUUUGAAUAGUGUUACGUAACCUUGAUUUUACAUAUACAGUAUGGAAGUAAUAACAUGUAUACAGUUCAAUAAAUACUUUGAAAUUGAAA
This is a messenger RNA of Acipenser ruthenus (sterlet), 7179 nucleotides long. Its product is annotated as unconventional myosin-XVB-like. Bases 224 to 5773 code for a protein of 1849 amino acids. The transcript is spliced from 45 exons. Gene Ontology annotation, molecular function: protein binding. The record is from RefSeq and is a predicted model, not a curated record. Gene Ontology annotation, cellular component: cytoskeleton. Lineage: Eukaryota; Metazoa; Chordata; Actinopteri; Acipenseriformes; Acipenseridae.